CGUAAUCUCUUUGUAAGGACGAAUGAUGAGGUCUACAUUCUGUAUUGCAUUAAAAGAUGUGCAGGAAGCUCACAAGAGAAUCCGUGAUUUGAUUCACGUAACUCCAGUCAUGACCUGUUCCAGCCUUGAUGCACUCGCUGCACGGAAGCUGUUCUUUAAAUGUGAACUGCUACAGAAGACCGGAUCUUUUAAGAUUCGAGGUGCAUUGAAUGCAGUGCAGAGCCUACCAGCAGACACAUGUAAAGCAGUUGUGACUCAUAGCAGUGGCAAUCAUGGACAGGCAUUGGCCUUAGCAGCAAAAAUGAUAGGCAUUCCGGCACAUGUGGUAGUCCCAAGGACAGCAGCAUCAUGCAAGAAAGCUGCAAUUUCUGGUUAUGGUGCAGUAAUAGUGGAAUGUGAUCCUACUGAUGAGUCCAGAACAAUGGUGGCAGCUAAGACUGUGGAGACGACUGGAGGUAUUUUGGUUCAUCCAAAUCAGGAUCCAGCUGUCAUUGCAGGCCAGGGGACCAUUGGAUUUGAGGUUCUACAGCAGGUGCCAUCAGUGGAAGCCUUGGUCAUACCAGUGGGAGGAGGUGGCAUGUUGGCAGGAAUAGCUGUUGCUGUGAAAGCAAUUAAACCAGAUGUAAGAAUAUAUGCAGCAGAACCUCUUAAUGCAGAUGACUGCUAUCGCUCAAAGGUGAAUGGUGUUUUAACCCCAAAUGCCAAGCCUCCAACCACUAUAGCAGAUGCUGUGAAGACAAGCAUUGGUCCAAACACAUGGCCAGUUAUAAGAGACCUGGUGGAUGAUGUGUUUGUUGUCACUGAAGAAGAAAUUAAGCAAGCUACGCAGUUGGUGUGGGAGAGAAUGAAGCUACUAAUUGAACCUACAGCUGGUCUCGGUUUGGCUGCUGUCCUUUCCAGACGUUUCCAAGAGACAACACGAGAUAUACAGAACAUUUGUGUAAUUCUAUGUGGAGGCAACCUGGACAUAAGCAGUAUAGACUGGGUAAAGGAGUCUCCUGACACACAGCAACUGAAUGACCCCGGCAAAAUCUAACUUCUCUA
This is a messenger RNA of Nanorana parkeri, 1044 nucleotides long. RefSeq names its product serine racemase (gene SRR). NCBI's taxonomy places the organism in Eukaryota, Metazoa, Chordata, Amphibia, Anura, Dicroglossidae. The transcript has 8 exons. Gene Ontology annotation, molecular function: pyridoxal phosphate binding; serine racemase activity; threonine racemase activity. Gene Ontology annotation, biological process: L-serine metabolic process; D-serine biosynthetic process; pyruvate biosynthetic process. The record is from RefSeq and is a predicted model, not a curated record. Bases 23 to 1036 code for a protein of 337 amino acids.